AUGCCGUGGGUACCUGUGGAACGCGUUUUCGGGUUCACAAUGCAGGCGAAAGUGCCGAUGGGCACGAAGACGUACGAAGCUGCUCAUCGGAAGGACACUAUAGCGUCUGCUCCGGUGAGCAGCGCUGCGUCGCCGACCACCACCACGCUGCACACCGGCCCGUACCUGCCAGGGAGCCGCGUGCGUCUUCAGCUUGCCAAGACCACCGACAUCGCCACCGUGGUGAGGGGCACCUCGGUGCUGCAUCUUCUGUUCUACGCAGUCGAUGAGUCGGAGUCGAGGCCAACAGCGCUAGCGCAGAUCGCGCUGGAUUGGCGCGCCGCCCUGACGCGCAAGGGCGAAGGCGACGACUUCUUGGUGUUGCUCGUGCAUAGCGACCUCAUUGCCGCUGCCGAGGAAGCCUCCCGUUUCGCAGAGGUACAUGAGAGCAGUGGGCAGACGACAGUUGCCAAGUCGGGGUCACCAGCCCCCACAGAAAACGCACCUGCGAGCUCCGCAGAUGGCUCAACAUCACCCGCACCGGCGGUUAAUCAGACCAGGGUAAACGCUGCUGUUAGGCAACUGCGCAAGUACUACAAGGAGCUCUGCGAUGCAAAGUUCCUGCCGCAGCAGAUGUGCACCUACAUGCCGAACGAGACGCCGAUGCGUAUCCUCGAGCGGCUGCACUCCGCCGUCAUCACACACGGCGCGCGGCUACAUCAGGCGCUCGAGGAAUGCGCAGCGCAGAAGCGACUGUCCCCGCAGGACCCUUUCACGAAGCCGAAGACGUCGGCAGCUGCGAAGGCAAGCACAGAAGUGGCGUCACUGGCCAGUGAGGCGGGAAAGGUACUGAGCACCGACGCUGGCGCGUCACCGCCCAUGUCUCCGCAGAAACUGCCAGUUGGUGCCGUCUCGGCGCCACUAGCAGCGACGCCGAAGUAUUGGAGCAUACAGGAGUUUUGGCGACGCGGCUACGACCUCGCUGUACACUACCUGCAGUACGGUCUCGUGCUCAACGCUCGUGCAGUGCUGGUGCAUCUUUUCCUUGAGUACUACAACAGCUCAGAAGACUACGGCUUUGUACGCGCUUCGGUGGCGACGCUGCAGCGACUGGGGCAGGUGCCAAACUUGUUCGAGGCGCACAGGCUCACUGGUUGGGCACAGAGUAAGUCUGGCUACCCGAGAGGGUUAGACACGGGGGCAGAGCUGCUUGAAGGUCUCCUGGUCGUCGCGUCAGCAGAGAUGACAUGCUCGUUGCUGCUCGGCGACACCGCAGCGGCGAUGGCGCGCUAUCACACGUUCAUGCAGGUCACGCGCGAGAAGUUCGACGAGCUGCCCACUGAGGAUGUCACGGACAAGCCCGCGGUGCCACCAUCGCCAGGAUCGGCGGUGGGCAGCACGUGUGGCGCGGCCCCCUUGCACUCCGCGACGUAUCAGCAGCUCUUCCUGCUGCAGUGCUACUUGUCUGGGCUUCGUAUGUGGUGGCCGACAAGCGGACUCUGCCGUCCGCGACGCGAGGGUGCCACCUCCCUCAACGGCGCCACCGCAGAGGAGCAGAACAGCACGUGUCUAGCGUCCUCCAUAUCGCUGCCUCUCACGAAGCUUUCGCCGUCGGUGCACCGUAGCGGGAACGAGAGUGGCAUGGUUUCCGUGGCUUCAGACGUGAACGACGACGAGGACAGAGAACGUGCGUCAGAAGCGUCACCGCGGCCCUCCUCCUCUAUCGUUCCCACUACAGCCGUCACCGCAAACGUUCCCGAAAGAGCGUUUGUGCGGAGUAGUGGAACCGCGCAGCUUGACCCGCUCGUACGUCUCGACAGCAGAGGCAGCGGCGUCCGCCGCCCCAUCACGAGCCCGUCCUCUGCCGCCGCCCCCGCCAACGCCUCCGGCCACUUCUGCAUUGUCGUUCCUGGGCUCUUCUCUGGGCAUCCCGACGGCGAACGUAGCGCGGUGCGAAGGGGGUCGGCAGAGGGGAGUUCGAGCGGCUUCACCGCUGGCUCUGUACAUGCUACCACAUUGACCUCUCAUCCCGGCAUUGCGCUGGAGGACGACGCGGAUGCGGAUACCAUGAUGUGCGACAGAGAGCUUAACUACCUACUGAGGUGCUGCGAGGACACAGUGCAGGUGUCGGCCGUCUACCUGGUCGAUCUCGCCACUUCUACAGGUUUGCUUUCCGAGCACAUGGAGCCGGAGGAACUGCAGGGCAGUCUGCAAGCCAUCCGUGGAGCAGUCGAUGCUGGAAGUGCGCAGGUGAUUCGAUCCAUGCAGAGCCAUCAACGGCACCUGCGCCGCAGCUGCGCGGAGGCAGCGGCUCUACUAGAGCAUGCCAGAGAUGCACUGGCGGCCAUAGCGCGCGAUCUAGGCUACAGCCAUUUCAGCUGCCUAGCUUCUCACAGCAACAUCGUGUCGUUGGGCGAGCAAGCUUCUCCAAGUCCUUCUAGGGACAAUGCUACCGUAUCGGCUGCCGCGGCGCCGCCUUCGUUUGCCAGCAUCGAGGAGCUGUCAUCGCCGGAGAAGGCGUUGCGGCUGUGGCGGGUGCUGACUGCGAUGGCGGCCCUCACCCUGCGCAUCGGAGAGCAGCGGCGCCGCGAAUUCCAGCUCUACACCCAACUCGCUAUGACCUUCCUCAUGGACCACCCCAACGUGACGGCUAACAUCGUGGCGGAGCGCCUGCUGCCCUACAUCAAGCGCCAAGGCUGGCGGCGGAUCGAGCUGUUUGUGCGCCGGCUCUAUGUGGAGGCGCGACAGCGACUCAUGCACCGUGCAGGGCUGUAUGGCUCCUGCAGUGCUGAGGCUACCGCGGGUUCAGGCGAUGCAGCGCAGGGUGCUACAAUGGGCGAGCCACACGCGAAGCUUUGGCUUCGCGUUUUUCGCACCAGCGCUGACUACGCUCUUUACCGCGAGUGUGUGCUGAUACUUCUGAGCAACCACGGCGAAUGCCCCGAGGACCCCGCUGACACCGUUGUCGGAGCGGCGGACUGCGGCGUGCCUGCGAAGUAUGUCGUCGGCUCACUUGACAGUCGCCUCUUCUCCACACGCACCAGGACAGAGCAGUGGCGGGAUCUAGUUCGGGUUGACGCGUUGGUGAUGGACACCGUCUUCCACGAGGAGCCGUCUGAGUACCCACUAGAGCACUUUACGUCCCCGCUCACAGUGAAGGUGGAGCAUAAGGCAACCGCCGUCUCCGCUGCGGUCUCGAAGGGCGACAGCACCCUUGUCAUGAGCAAAUCGCCCACCACGGCAGUGCCUGGUGUACUGCGGGCUGACGUUGACGAUGUCGUGCAGAUCACCUUCUCGUCUGUAUACACAAUCAAUCCGCUGGUACGCCCGGCCUUUCCUGCGGCAGCAGGAGGGAUGAAAGCGCUGACUCGUGAGGCGAGACCCGCGGUUGGCUUUCAGCUGACGCUGGAGUCACGCAAGGACUGGGGCAGUGACGAGGAGGCGACUCACGAGGUGAACAUCCGCGACGCUGACAACGUUCACUACGACGAGCAGACGCAUCGACUGCGCGUGACCUUCACCUUUCCGAUAUGCCACUCAGGUACCUAUCUUGUGCGUCGCCUACUGCUGUGCAAUGGCAGCAUGUGGCUCGCCUAUUAUCCUCAGCACAACAUCGGCGGCAGCUGCAGUCGCGCAAGUGACUGGGCGUCGUCGCUCAGGAUGGCAGGGUCGCACGCCUUCCCCGCACCGUGUCUGACGCACGUCACAGUGGAGCCGCUUUACCAGCCAGUCGGGCGCUCCGCGCUGCUACAGGUGCCGGAGCAGCGCAACAACGUGCAUCUCCGACUUACGCUUCCACGUGAAGCUCACUGCUUUGCUGAUAGUGUUGACUACGUGACGUUGAACGUAGAGCUGGAGGACCCUCUCUUCAUCAGCGCGCCAUCAGCGACAGCGGCAUCUGCCGAAGGCUUCGGCAGUGUCAUGUCGGUGAGUUUUACGAACUCUCGGCUCGCAGGAGGACUUGCUGCGGCGCCUGGAGGGCAGGGAAGGGCAGCUGGAGGAGAUGGUCCUUAUCCUACCGCGGAAUGCACCUGCUCGUUCAAGGUCAGCCCAGGUAACCUUCUCCUGCCGCUUGCCGCCGAUGGUGCCGAAGCUCACCAUCACGAGCAACCGCUGAGACAGACGUUGACCUCGCCCCUCGCGCUGAACUCGCUGCUGCCCCCGCCGGAGGAUGACGGGAUGAACAGCGACAGUAGCGAGGCACACACACCGCCAGGCACGCCGCGCCUCGUUGCUGUGGUGACUCUUGGCACCCCCAACGCGUACCGCCCGAAGAGCGGCGCAGGGACGCGCUCUAACCUUGCCGCCUCCUUCUCGAGCUUAAGCAUGGCCUUGUCCGGACCUGGCUCUCGAGUUAUGGUACCUUGCGGUGGCAGUGGCGUCUUGCUCUUGAGCGACUCCUUCGCUGCGCGGACCUCACAACCAGUCGACGCGCUGUCGCUGGCUCGGCAAGGUGUGCCGUCGAGAUCGGCAGCAGCGACGACCUCGGCCGGGGUGGAGCACAAUAGCAAGAAUUCCUCGCAACAGCAGCACCAGUCUUUACUUCCCGCUCAUCGCAAUACCAAAGCGCCCUGCACCCCCUCCGAGCUAGGAAAUCGUGGGCCAGCCGCCUCCCUUUCCUGUCUCAGCUCCUCAGGCAUCCCUGGCGGAGCCCCCACGACGCCCGCGCUGUCCUCACUGCGCAAAGUCUCCGAGGGUACGCUGGAGCUCCUGCUGGUGCACUCUGACACGGCCAUAGGAGACGACAAGAACACGCCCGCGACGUUGCACAGAACAAAGACAGCGGCCGCAAUGGCCGUCGCUCGCACCGUAGUGCCGAUUCACCUCAGCUCCUUCCUGAAAAACCUCCCGCCACCGGAGGUGCACUUUAAGACCCCAAAUAAGAGCGACGCCGUAGCUUCUGGCACGUCGGUGCUGCAGGCGGGGAGCUACGUGGCGGCCGACCCGCUGCGUGAGACGGUGAUUCGGCUUUUUCCCGAUACCUCACACACGGUGACACCGGCGACCGAAGCCACAGGGUCGGAGAAAGCUGGCGUCGCCGUUCUGCGCAUAUGCCUACGUCUGCCGCUGCUGCCGCUCCUCACCACCCCAAUCUCCGCCGAAGCGCUGGCGAGCAAGCGCCCAGAGACAGUGACAUCCUGUAGAGAGGCGGGCAAGGAUCCCGCACCGUCCGCCGCGAUGGCCGCGAAUCAGGCUCGCAUCGCCUUUACCUUCCUCCGCGGCCGUGAGCCGUGCACGACCGCCCUGAGUGUAGUGCUGCCCUUUCAAGCCGCUAUCAGCUUUAACUAUGUUUUUAAGCACUUCCAGGGGCGUGUUUACUGCCUUGUGAAUAUGAAGAAUCUCCUCACGAGCACCUCACUGUGGCUGCGCGGCGCCGUGCUACGCGUGCUCGACGCUGAGCCGUCGUACGAGAUUGUGCGCGUAUGCGAGGUAUACAACAAACUCCUCAUGACGGAGUGGAAGCCGCAGGAGGUGCUGAGCAUUCUCUAUGAGCUGGACCUCAUCGCGUCCUUCCGCCCUGCGCAGCCCGAGUGUACGCAUCAAGUGCAGAUGGAGGCCCUCUACUCUAACUGGCAUCAGACGUUUCUGAUGACGCCGCCAGAGGAUCGACUUGUCCUGUGCACCACAGAGGUGACGGCGGAGAGCGCCGAGGCCAUCCAGGAAGACGCCUUGGUGAGUGCCACCGGCGUGAAAGCGAGCCAUGGUGGGGAAACGUGUCAGAGCACCAUGUUAACCACCACCACAACGUUGGCAGGCAAAGCAGUAGAUACGACGACAUCCACAGGGGUGCUGACCUCGACGUUCGGUACAGUGACCACGUCCCACUACCACAGCGACAUGGACCCUGCCGCAGACAUGCGCACUGUCCACAGCGCCUCUCGCGCACGCAGCACCAGCGUAGGCAGCACCGGUACCCGCCCCUUUACCCAUGCCACGUACAUCCGCUGCAGUCCCAGUAGCACUACUAUCGACGGCACGGCCAGCAACAAGUACAACGGCGGUGGAGGCAGAAGCAGCAGCGGAGUCAGGUGCCAGACAACGGCGUCCAGCGCUGUGCAUUUCAACUUAGUCACGCUGCGUCACUUGGAGGAGACGUGCAACACAAUGUGGGGCCCUGUGGCCGCCUUCCACUCGAAGCACCUCUGUGUCUUCAACAUCGUCAUGUACGCCGAGUCUCCUUGGACAAUGCGCUUUGGAGCAGCGACCAACUACGUAGCCCAGCCUCCCUCCACCUCGCUUUCGAUAGCGAGCACCACCCAUCGCUUGGCACCGCUGCCGCGCAACACCCACCACGCAGUGGCGCCAUCUCAUCCACAACCGCCUCAGCCGAGCACCAACUCGAACUUCUCCAGUGGCUCCUACGGCACACAGCUGAGCCGCUGGUACGGCAGCGGUGGGGACUACAACCCUGACGCAGGCACAUCUUUGUUCGGGAACGCCAUGGUAAACCAGCCGUCCGACUUCGUGUUCGUCGCCGGAGAGCCGGUUCGCUUCUGCGUUCGGCUGCAGCCGCAAGCGCAGAACUGGCCAGAGGAGGCGGACAUGGAGGAGACCUUUUUCAUCCGCCUCAAGUACAACCCGGAGCAGUGGAUGGUGAUUGGCAAGCAGCGCGACCGUCGCACACUCUCCUUGAUGGAGGAGGUGAUGGUUUACUUCAAUGCCGUACCGCUUCUUCCCCUGGCGUCCGCUGACAACGACACGAGUGCUGCGGGGUCGUCAACAGCGGUAGGACUGACGACGGCGACAAGCGGCAGCUUCAGCAAGGCCCCUCCUCGAAGAGCCAAUGUCGUCGCAGACAACAGAAGCGACGAAGACAUGGACGACGUCGAGGAUGUCCGCGCCGCUACCAGGACAGGACGCCGUCAGUGGUGCGCAGCUCGACCCCUCGCCGGGCAAGCGGUGAAGGACGAGGGCAUCCUGCAAACGCCUACCGUGGAGAUGUUCUGGGAGCGAAAGAAGCCAGAGGCAGCGACAGAUGAUGCAACAAACCUGCCGAUGAAUCACUUUGGAGCAGGGAAAGUCACCACCUCGGCAGCUGGGGUGGAGGCAAGCCCCAGUGCGGCGGACGGACGGCCAACGUCCGCUGAUGCCGUGAUGGGCGAACCGGUUCUUGUUGAUGUCGUGCAAUUUCGUACAUGGGUGCGUGUACGCAAGCGUGACCAUUGA
Molecule: messenger RNA, 7146 nt
Organism: Leishmania braziliensis MHOM/BR/75/M2904
Lineage: Eukaryota; Euglenozoa; Kinetoplastea; Trypanosomatida; Trypanosomatidae
Exons: 1
Coding region: 1-7146 (2381 amino acids)
Source: RefSeq, a predicted model, not a curated record